Aureobasidium namibiae CBS 147.97 is the source of this 1092-nucleotide messenger RNA. Its product is annotated as putative alcohol dehydrogenase. NCBI's taxonomy places the organism in Eukaryota, Fungi, Ascomycota, Dothideomycetes, Dothideales, Saccotheciaceae. The record is from RefSeq and is a predicted model, not a curated record. The transcript has 2 exons. The coding region runs from base 1 to 1092 and encodes 363 amino acids. Gene Ontology annotation, molecular function: oxidoreductase activity, acting on NAD(P)H.
AUGAUGGCACGAACCAUCGAAAUACCUCAAAAGCAGAAGGCCAUCGUGGCGGGUCCUGACAAGAACUUUACAAUCGUGCACGAUCAACCCGUCACACAUCUCGAGCCCAAUGCAAUCUUGAUCAAAGUACACGCGGUCGCAUUGAAUCCCGUAGACACCAAGUUGACGGGCGAAUUCGUGACGCCUGGCGCAAUUUUCGGUUUCGACUGUGCUGGGAUAGUUGUAGCCGUGGGCUCUGCUGUUCGCAAGCGUUGGGCCAUCGGGGAGCGAGUUUGCGGCAGCGCUUGUGGCAUGGAUCCUGAGCGACCCUCAGGUGGUGCCUUCGCCGAGUACACACUACUUCCCGGCGAGCUGGCUCUGCGAAUUCCUGACUAUAUGUCGUUUGAGACCGCUACCACUCUGCCCACGGCCAUCAACACGACAAUACUGGCCGUCUUCUGGUCAAUGGAGAUUCCCAUGUCAUUGAUCGACAAGCCGGCUGAGAAGUCCUUCCCGAUUCUUGUAUAUGGCGGUAGCACAUCAGUGGGUACCAUGGUGAUCCAGAUUCUCAAAAGAGCUGGUCUCAGACCUAUUACGACAUGCUCGCCUAAGAACUUCGAAUUCGUAAAGUCUUUUGGCGCCGAAGCUGUCUUUGAUUACCGCUCCCCCACUUGCGGUGCAGACAUCAAGAAGUACACCAAGAACGGUCUGGGGUAUGCCAUCGACUGCAUCACCGAAGAGUCGAGCAUGAAGAUCUGUUACGAAUCUAUCGGUCGCGCUGGCGGUCGCUACAUCGGCAUGGAUCCGUACCCUGCUCACGUCGCAGCCACGCGUAAGCUAGUCAAGUCAGACUGGGUCGUCGCGUUCCGCAUCACAGGAAUGCCUUGCAAUUGGCCAGCGCCAUUCACCAGCGAGGCAGAUCCAGAGUUGUCAGAGUCCGCAAUUCCAUUUUUCGAUUCAAUGGAGAAGCUGCUUGCGGAUGGUCAGAUCAAGACUCAUCCUGCAAGAAUCAGCGACGGCGGUCUGGAGGCGGUCAUCGAUAGCGUUGAUAUUCUGCGUCGUAAGGAGAUCAGCGCAGAGAAGUUAGUCUUCACGACAGUCGCAAAGGAAUAA